Messenger RNA from Exophiala mesophila, 495 nucleotides. RefSeq lists its product as uncharacterized. Lineage: Eukaryota; Fungi; Ascomycota; Eurotiomycetes; Chaetothyriales; Herpotrichiellaceae. The coding region runs from base 1 to 495 and encodes 164 amino acids. The record is from RefSeq and is a predicted model, not a curated record. The transcript has a single exon.
AUGGUAGUGUCCAAGUGGCCACUUCUACCAGUGAUCAUCGUUACGUCUCUCACUGCCGCGAUACCAACUCCCACAACUGCACUUGGGUUCACCGAGUGGUCCGCCGUUAGUCGAAACGUCCACCAGACAUCAGUGCAGAUUCAUGCUUUGUGUGACACACCAAACUCAAUCUGGGCCCAGAAUCAAGAAGCCCAACUGAAAGUCCAACUUUGUCAGAACUCCUGCUUUUGUACCCAGGCCGGUACCCUUGAUUGCCGACUACCUGGAUAUUUGGAACAAUACAACAUGGCGCUCAGAUGUGAUGGCGUUUGUCGAUGCAAUAUGAUCACUGCAUCAAGGGUCGACUCGGAGCCAGUCGAGCAUUUCAACCAUCUUCUCAAAGGUGACGAAGCAAAUGCUCUGCGCCAAGAGCGUCUUCGUCGGUUCAUGGCCGAAGAAGGUCUAGACAACGCCGAUGAUGAUGAUGAUGACGACGACGACGAGGGAAAAGAUUAG